This is a messenger RNA of Arabidopsis lyrata subsp. lyrata, 3313 nucleotides long. Its product is annotated as geranylgeranyl pyrophosphate synthase 4. The transcript has a single exon. The coding region runs from base 694 to 1560 and encodes 288 amino acids. The record is from RefSeq and is a predicted model, not a curated record. Gene Ontology annotation, molecular function: geranylgeranyl diphosphate synthase activity. Lineage: Eukaryota; Viridiplantae; Streptophyta; Magnoliopsida; Brassicales; Brassicaceae. Gene Ontology annotation, biological process: isoprenoid biosynthetic process.
AAAUUUUGAAUCCUUCACUGAAAACUUAAGAAAACGGUAAAACCAAAACGUGAAAUGCUUGUUUUUGGUUAGGGAAGAUGUGAAAUGUUGAUGAUAACCAGGGAGGUUGUCAUAUUUCUCCUCUUCAUCCGGUUUGGUCUUUCUAUUCCCGGUUCAAAUUGUUUUUCUAUUAACCCGUUUAUCGGUUUACGUAUGGUUGUGAAUAUUGUGAUAAGUUUCACACUUUCACAUAGUCUGGCUCACUUCAUUCCAAACCAAACCUCAAUUUAAACGGUCUGGAUAUAAACCAUAUAUAUUCCAAUCAAUUUCGAAUUACAAACCGAUUUUUCGAACUCAGACCGAACCAAUAUGAUAAUGAUCCCACGACGUGCGUAGCCGUUGAUUUCGUUUUCAAGACUCCAAGUAAAAACAAGUUUAUAAAUAACAAGAAUCAUAGAUCAUCCAUUAAUCAAAAUGUAAGCUCAAACCAUUUUUCUGUAUCUUGUAAUCGUUUUUCUAUCUCUACACUUCGUGUUUGCAACUCUUAAACAACGACUAAGUCCCGCGAUUACGCGGCGGCUUAUCCGUCUCCUCCACCGCCGUAACAAAUUUCCGGCAGCCGCCUCUGUUUUCCUCCGAAAAGACGCCCGUGAGUUUCUUGAUUCAUCAACCCAAAUAGAAAACAAAGAAGACGAUUUCGGUUUCAAACCGUACAUGAUCAGGAAAGCAGAGACAAUAAACAGAGCACUAGACAAAGCCAUUCCACUCAUUGAGCCUCUCAACAUCUACAAGGCAAUGCGUUACACGAUUUUCGCAGGCGGAAAACGCGUUAGGCCAAUACUCUGCCUCGCCGCUUGCGAGCUAGUGGGCGGGGGAGAGCGUUCAGCGAUUCCAGCGGCUUGUUCGGUUGAAAUGAUUCAUACAAUGUCACUAAUCAAAGACGAUCUUCCUUGUAUGGACAACGACGAUCUCCGACGAGGUAAACCAACAACACACAAAGUAUUCGGAGAAAGUGUAGCUAUUCUCUCCGGCGGCGCACUUUUAGCUCUAGCUUUCGAGCAUUUGACGGAAGCUGACGUGUCUUCCAAGAAAAUGGUUCGAGUCGUUAAAGAAUUGGCUAAGUCUAUUGGAACAAAAGGACUUGUGGCGGGACAAGCGAUGGAUUUAAGCAGUGAAGGGCUGGAUCCAAACGACUUCAGAUUAGAGGAUCUUGAAUAUAUUCACGUUCAUAAAACAGGUGCGUUGCUUGAAGCAUCAGCGGUUAUCGGAGCGGUUAUUGGCGGUGGAUCAGAGGAAGAGAUAGAGAAGGUGAGAAGCUUUGCGAGGUGUAUUGGAUUGUUGUUUCAGGUGGUUGAUGAUAUCUUGGAUGAGACCAAGUCCUCGGAGGAAUUGGGAAAAACCGCCGGAAAAGAUAAGGUCGCCGGAAAGCUAACGUAUCCGAGAGUGAUUGGUCUUGAGAAAUCUAAGGAGUUUGUGAAAAAGUUGAAUAGAGAUGCGAGAGAACAUCUUCAAGGGUUUGAUGAGGACAAAGUGAAACCUUUGAUUGCUCUUACUAACUUCAUUGCCAACAGAAACAACUGAAGAUGUUAUAUAAUGUAAUCAAAAUAUAUAGUAACAGUGGAAUAUGAAUGUGACCAACACAAAAUAUGUAUGUUUUUUUAAUUUUCUUGCUUGUAGUUUGAAUGCUAUGUGUUGUUUUGUACUGUGUUCUGAUUUCCAUUGUGCUUAGUAGCCAAAAUAAUUUCAGGUUUGAUUUGUCCUUUUAUUUUAUUGAAUGAUAUAUCUACUUCUACUUCUUCGAAUAGAGAAAUACUGGAUGGGUCAUGGUUGGUAGCUCCCAUAUCUUCGGGACACACCAGUGUCCGAUAAUGUAUAUAUCCCACACCUACACAAAUAUAGACGUUAGUUUCCUAAAAACAUAAUUUGUUAUUUCUUGUAUCAUUAGAAUCUCUACUCACUUUUAGCGAGUAAGAAAGGGCAGUCCGCGGAGAAUGAAACCGAGAAAACCAUUCCCUGUUUGAUAUCAAAGUUUGUAAAAUGGUGAACAAAGAAACCAAAGAGAAACAUGUGGGAGCAAAAUUAAAUACGUACACUUUUUAUUCAUGGCUCUUACAGCAUUUGGAAUGUACACAUGUGUGCAGCAAUCCAUGAAGGUUGAUUGUUUGAAAGAUCCCAAAGUUUCACACUUAUACAUCCGCAGAUCCUGUAGCCAAAAGCUGCACAUCUCGGAGAAUGACUUAAAAUGCUAGGAAUAUGCACAUAUACUCGUUUCGCUUUCCAUGUAUGUACUUACAUUGGGGGCAUAUAUGUUGUAUGAGAUGGAGGAGACUUCACCAUUAUUAGCAUGGAGAGUAAAACUUGGUGAUAAAUCAGCAGCACGUAUAUCAAUGCCCUUCACAGUUCCAUCUUUAAGACUCGCCUUACAUAUGGAAGAAGAGAUUAGUAUUCGUCUUAUGCCUAAUGUAAUCUAGAAAUUUGGUUUAAUUCGGUUUAAUUAGUAUUAUUAAUUAGUAUUUGAUUGAUUGUUUCGUUAAUCAGAAACAACCGAACUUAUUUUAAAAAGAUGCCGAUUAGUUCACUCCUACUAAUCAACCGGUUAACCGAACCCCAGAUCUCGGUUCGAAUUGGUUCGGAAAAACGGUUUGGUUAAUAAUCUCACACCUAGAACCAUAUGAUUAAUCAACGCAUGUAGUUUAAAACAUAUUCGAAUCUAGAAAUAAGCAUUAAUCAACGCAUGUAUGGUUAGCUGAUGAUAGAUUGUUUUUUUUUUUUGUUGGUAAAAUGUUAAGUAUGGUAAUAGAUUGUUUUUCUUAGUGGAGAUUGAAAUCUAUCCUACUAACAUAAACCGAAUAAAUAUGACAAGAGUCCGCGAAGAGACUUGCAUUCGUUGACUUUGCUUCAUAAUAGAAAACAUCCUAAAUAUGUUCUAAUAUUUAAAAAACAGGUUCAACGUUACGACACCAUGCGUCGAUCACGUUGAUAUCCAAUAUCAUAAAUCUUUAAAUCCUCCACUGAAACUUGAGAAAACGAUUAUAUAAAAAUAAACCACAUGAAAACAAAACCAAAAUGUGAAAAAUUGAUGAAAACUAGGGAGGUUGUCUUGUUUAUCCGCUUCAUUUGCAAUGAAGAUACCAUCAGCUCUAGAAUCGAAAGAGAAAGAUUAAGAAGACAAAGUUUAAGAAUUACUCUCUUAUUAAGCUUUAGAAAACUAACUCAAAAACUAAAGCACACAAUAUCUCUCAAUCUCAAAUCUCUCACAACUCAUGGGGUUACCACACCUUGGUACCUCUAUUUAUAUAAAACUCUCAAGACCUAAUCCUAACUCAAUUAGGAC